AUGCAGGUGGAGAGUAACGAUUGUCAGCAGCACUCUGAAGUAGUCAUUCGAAAAGUAGCCAACUGUACAAAAUGCCUCUUCGAAAAAAUUGGGGAGAAAAGAUAUCCACUGAAGACGUUGAACAACAAACACCCUCAGAAUAUAUCAAUAUUUCCGGGAAUAUGCCCGAAUUGUUUUUCAGCGAUUAUGAUUACAUGUCAAAUAUAUCAGAAUGGCGGAUGGACCACUCUGAAGGAAUGGAUGCAGGAGACGCCACCAACACCACAUUACCCCGACAACGAAGACUACAAGGGCGGUGGAAAAAAUGUCGCCAACACCAGCGACAACGACAAAAAAACCAACAACGGCAAUCAGGAAAUAUGA
Messenger RNA from Ceutorhynchus assimilis (cabbage seed weevil), 363 nucleotides. Lineage: Eukaryota; Metazoa; Arthropoda; Insecta; Coleoptera; Curculionidae. The record is from the annotation of a GenBank genome assembly.